UCCAAGGAGAUUGGUGGCCCUUUUCACAGAGGUGCUGGGUGUUGCGCCAACCGUGCCUCAAUGAAGGAUCUUCAUUCAACAGCUUUCUCUUCCCGUCACACCAGUCAAUGCGACUCCUGCAUUUUCCAGCACCAUUCUCUGCGCCGUCCAGACUUUAGCAAAGCCUUCAUUGGUGGGCAGAAAGGCUACCAGGCCUACCGGGACCUACCAUGGGAUCUUCAAAAAAUUCAUCAGUCAACCAUCAAAAUAAGACAUCUUGAGCCCUGGAAAAUUGCUGUAAUUGUUAUUGGAACAGCAGUGGCAGCAGCUAUCACCAUUGGUCUCCUGGUUUAUUUUCUGGCAUAUGAUCAGAAGCUGUUCUAUUACAGUGCCAAUGUAAAAAUCACCAACAUCCGAUACAAUAAUGAAUUUUCCAGACAAUCCUCAGGAAGGUUUAGAGACCUGAGCGAGAGGGUUGAGAGACUGAUCGACAAGACAUUUUACAAUUCCAUUUUAAGGAAAAAAUACAUCCGUUCACGCUUAAUCAGAGUGAGCCCAGAUGCUGAUGGUGUGAUGGCAGAGGCUUUGCUCACAUUCUGGUUCUCCUCUACGGAUUCUAGAGAAGCACUGCGGGAAAGAGUUGGAAGGAUCUUACGGAGGGGCCUGAAAAAAUACACAGGGCCUCUGCGAAUAAAUGUUCGAUCUUCUACCAUCUCAAAUGUGGAGCCAGCAAGAGCAGAAGCCAUCUUCAAUGACAUCUGUGGGUUACGGCAGAAUAGAUCAGUCAAGUCAAUGGCAAAAUCCUCCUCACUACGAAUCGUUGGCGGAUUGUCUUCUGCAGAGACGGGGGAUUGGCCGUGGCAGGCCAGUCUGCAGUACAACAACAUCCAUCGCUGUGGUGCAACACUCAUCAGCAACACAUGGCUGGUGUCUGCAGCUCACUGCUUCAGAGACAUGACUCACCCUCAGAAGUGGACUGCUACUUUUGGAGCUCUUUUGAAGCCACCAAGCUUGAAGAGAUCAGUCAAGACAAUUAUUAUCCAUGAGAAGUACCUCUACCCAGAACAUGACUAUGACAUUGCACUUGUGCAGCUCUCCAAACGAGUUGAGUUCACGAGCAGCAUACACCGGGUCUGUCUGCCAGAGCCAUCCCAGACUUUUCCCUACAAUAUUUACGCUGUCAUCACAGGCUGGGGAGCUCUCACCAAUGAUGGUCCAGCCCCAAAUGCUCUUCAGGAGGCAACAGUGAAACUUAUUGACUCAGACACUUGCAACAGAGAAGAAGUAUAUGACGGGGACAUAACACCCAGGAUGUUGUGUGCGGGAUACUUGGAAGGAGGAGUAGAUGCUUGUCAGGGGGACUCUGGGGGACCACUGGUUACUCCAGACUCUAGACUGAUGUGGUACCUCGUGGGAAUAGUGAGCUGGGGAGAUGAAUGUGCCAAGCCAAAUAAACCUGGAGUUUACACACGAGUGACUUAUUUCCGUGACUGGAUUACCACAAAAACAGGCAUCUAA
Messenger RNA from Motacilla alba alba, 1497 nucleotides. Its product is annotated as transmembrane protease serine 11E-like. Gene Ontology annotation, biological process: proteolysis. Lineage: Eukaryota; Metazoa; Chordata; Aves; Passeriformes; Motacillidae. Gene Ontology annotation, molecular function: serine-type endopeptidase activity. The coding region runs from base 61 to 1497 and encodes 478 amino acids. The record is from RefSeq and is a predicted model, not a curated record. The transcript is spliced from 11 exons.